AGAAUUUCCCACACUCCUUCCGUUUCCACCUUAUUACCCAGUGCCAACUGCACUCCUGCUGCACUCUUACCUCCGACGUUCAAAUUCAACAAACAAUCUUAUCAUUGUGAAUAUGUCAGUCGCCGCGUCCGAAUUAGAACUUCUUUCUGAAGAGCUUUCCACGGAAUUGAACGAGGUUACCGAUCCGCAUUUGGCACAAUCUCUGGACAUUUUGGCUUCUAUAUCUCCUCCUACUUCCUCAAGACCCGUCAUUGCCGUGGACUUGGAUGAUGUGCUGAGCCAGACCAACGCCGAGGUCGCUCGUUGGCAUAAUGAGCAAUAUGGAACAAAUAUGACACUCAAUGACUUUUACUACUAUUAUUACUGGAAGAACCCCUACUGGGGUGGUUUACACGAAACACACCAGAAAGUCCGCGAUUUCUAUGCUUCUAUGCAACUGUAUAACGCUGCGCCCGUUACUGGUGCAGGAGAAGGCGUAAAAGCGCUUCAUGACAUGGGGUUCAAGUUGAUCGUUGUGACAGCCAGGAGUUCUGAUAUUAAAGAAGAAAGCUGGGAUUGGAUCAAUCAGUGGUUUCCCGGACUUUUUGAUAGUGUGAUCUGUACUGGACAAUUCAAAGAUGCAACCAAAGAUGGCCAUGAGAUCGUCACCAAGUUGAGCAAGGCGCAGGUUUGUGCUGACUUGAAGGCGCGGCUUUUAAUCGACGAUUCAUCUGAGAACGCCCUGCAAGUUUCCACUUCGUCGUCUGCGGCAACACCACCAACGCCUGUCUUGUUAUUUGGACACUACGAAUGGAACAAACGCCUCUCUUUACAUUCAGACGCGGUAGAUGCCAUGGCCUUUGACACUAGAUUACAGAUAGAGGGCGGGAGAGAAUUUUGGAAGUAUGAGAGGUUCGAGGAUCAUAUUCCUGAGGGAGCUCCACUUCAUCGAGUGAGAGACUGGGAAGAAGUAGUUCAGUUUGUCAAGUCUGCUCGAGCUGCAAACGAGCUUUGACCUUUCUGUAUAUUUACUGUACCAAGUAUGUACAAUAGAAAGGUUCAUGGCAGCGUCGAAAUCCGGCUACCGGGGCAUGAUCACUAUC
Messenger RNA from Lentinula edodes (shiitake mushroom), 1082 nucleotides. RefSeq lists its product as uncharacterized. Gene Ontology annotation, biological process: deoxyribonucleotide catabolic process. Lineage: Eukaryota; Fungi; Basidiomycota; Agaricomycetes; Agaricales; Omphalotaceae. The record is from RefSeq and is a predicted model, not a curated record. The transcript is spliced from 8 exons. Bases 113 to 994 code for a protein of 293 amino acids. Gene Ontology annotation, molecular function: 5'-nucleotidase activity.